AUGUCCAAGCUUUUCAUUGGCGGCCUUGCAUGGCACACCACCGAGGAGACUCUGCGCUCCAGGUUCGAGGAGUUCGGCGCCGUCGACGAAGCCGUCGUCGUCAAGGACCGUGAUACUGGCCGCAGCCGUGGUUUCGGCUUUGUCCGCUACUCUCAGGACGAGGAUGCCCAGAAGGCCAUUGACGCCAUGAACAACGUUGAGUUCGACGGGCGCACUAUCCGCGUUGACCGCGCUUCCGACAACGGUCCCCGCGGCGGCGGCGGCGGCUUCGGUCGUGGCGGCGGCGGCGGCGGCGGAUACGGUGGUCGUGGUGGUUACGGCGGUGGCGGCGGCUACGGCGGCCCUCCCCAGCACGGAUACGGCUCCAACCCCAACCCGUACCAGCAGGGCUACGGCGGCGGUCGCGGUUACGCUCCUCCUCAGCAGGGCUACGGUGCUCCUCCCCCCGGUCAGGACCCCUACGGUGCCCCCGGCGGCUACGGUGGUGGCUACCAGGGCCAGCAGCAGCCUCCCAACGGAGGCGGCUACUAA
Molecule: messenger RNA, 531 nt
Organism: Verticillium nonalfalfae
Lineage: Eukaryota; Fungi; Ascomycota; Sordariomycetes; Glomerellales; Plectosphaerellaceae
Exons: 5
Coding region: 1-531 (176 amino acids)
Molecular function (GO): RNA binding
Source: RefSeq, a predicted model, not a curated record